Messenger RNA from Lolium perenne, 720 nucleotides. NCBI's taxonomy places the organism in Eukaryota, Viridiplantae, Streptophyta, Magnoliopsida, Poales, Poaceae. The record is from RefSeq and is a predicted model, not a curated record.
AUGACUCCCACCUUCCAGGGCCGCCGCCCCGGCGUCCCAGCCCAGAGAACAGCCGAACAGAGAGCAACGCUGCGAGAGCACUACACGCCGACGCGAGGAACUCAACCACGACCACUGCGCCACCACCUCGGCAGGGGCAAGAUCCACGACCAGAGCAGCAACCUACAGCCCCCAUGGCUGUCAGGUGCCCUCCAACUCUGGAGCAACGGACGGGGGCUCGAUUGGGCCCGGGGCCCCUGCCCCGGCCCGCACGAGGACGGCCAGAUCUGGAGCCGCCAUGCCAACCGCCGCCACAGGGAACAUCCGCGCCGCCGGCUCGUCGCAGCGUCGUCUCCGGCCAAGCCCAGCCGCAUCAGGCCCCGCAAUCCCUGCCCUCGGCCAAGUUGCCUCGAGGACGCGCCGCCCGCCGCCGCCCCACGCGGAGGAACCGCCGAAGCUGCCACGAGCACGCCCAAGGACCACCGCGAAGCCGCCACGCCGCCGGGGAACGGCCGCGCCGCCGCGCCCUACGCCGGCGCUGCGCCCUCGCCCGACCCGCGCCAGCCCGCGCCGCCGCCACCGCGCGAGGGGAGAGAAGGCCCCGCCGGCGCCGGCGCCCGCACGAGGCUCGCCGGCGACGCCCUCGGGCGGCGGCGAGGGGGAGGGGAGGAGCGCUGGGGGCGAGAGGAGCUGCGCCGCCGGGAGCUCCCAGGCCGCUCGCGGGAGCGGCUCAGGAGCUAG